Messenger RNA from Belonocnema kinseyi, 593 nucleotides. RefSeq lists its product as uncharacterized. NCBI's taxonomy places the organism in Eukaryota, Metazoa, Arthropoda, Insecta, Hymenoptera, Cynipidae. Gene Ontology annotation, biological process: translation. The record is from RefSeq and is a predicted model, not a curated record. The transcript has 5 exons. Bases 107 to 505 code for a protein of 132 amino acids. Gene Ontology annotation, molecular function: structural constituent of ribosome; protein binding. Gene Ontology annotation, cellular component: cytosolic small ribosomal subunit; ribosome.
GUACUUGACCAUAGCAGUAAUUUAGUUGAUUCAAGAUGUCGUCUUUCCGGUUUCCUCCUUUACACGUCUUUACGUUCCAAUCGUGAGAUUCGAGAAAGGUGCAAUCAUGCAGCUGCACAUUCGUGGAGAUGAAACUCGCGUUAUCGAGUGCGAAGAUAAUGAAACCGUUGGACAGAUCAAGGCAAGAAUCUUAGCCUUCGCGAAUGUAGAAUCAGGAGAUAUCUACAUUUCCUGUGCUGGAACUGUCUUGACUGACGAUGUUGUCGUUAGCGAUUUCCAGUCAAACACAAUUGACUUUAACAUCCCACUUCUCGGAGGUAAGGUGCACGGAUCUCUUGCUCGUGCCGGUAAAGUAAAGGGACAGACCCCAAAGGUUGAGAAACAAGAGAAGAGCAAGAAGAAGACUGGCCGUGCGAAGAGGCGCAUUCAGUACAACCGUAGAUUCGUGAAUGUCGUUCAAACUUACGGCCGUCGUCGUGGACCUAACGCAAAUCCAAACUCAUAAGCAUUUUCUUAAUUUUUUCUGCUUUUCGAUUUUGUGAUACCAAUAAAGUAAAUUGAUGUAAUUGAUAAUACAGAAUGCGUAUAGCAGA